Molecule: messenger RNA, 1788 nt
Organism: Diospyros lotus (date-plum)
Lineage: Eukaryota; Viridiplantae; Streptophyta; Magnoliopsida; Ericales; Ebenaceae
Exons: 14
Coding region: 39-1388 (449 amino acids)
Cellular component (GO): mitochondrion
Molecular function (GO): protein-arginine omega-N symmetric methyltransferase activity
Source: RefSeq, a predicted model, not a curated record
CCCCCCCUCUCUCUCUCCGGAGCUCUCAGUCUCAGAGCAUGGCGUUUCGCUCUGCCUCCCCUAAAAUUCUUACUUUUCGCUUCCGCGUACUCAUAGUCAAAGGGAGUUGUUGUGAAUCCUUCCCUCAUCCGUCAUCUGCUGCUUGCUUCUCCACGCACAUUGUUGGCGAUAACCCUAUUCUUGUAAGAGAUUUUGUACGUUCUGCAUUAUACGAUCCCAAUCACGGUUACUUCUCUCAAAGAUCAGGCUCAGUUGGAGUGCUUGAUAAAAGUAUCAAGUUCAAUCUGCUUGAAGGGAGGAAAGCUUAUAUGCAACAAUUGGAUAAUAUUUACAAGCAGAAUGACAUGUCCUGGUUCACUCCCGUGGAGCUUUUCAAGCCUUGGUAUGCCCAUGCGAUUGCUGAAGCCAUAAUGCGAACUGCUAACCUUUCCGUUCCAUUAAAAAUAUAUGAAAUUGGUGCUGGAUCAGGAACUUGUGCAAAGGGAAUAUUGGAUUUCAUAAUGUUGAAUGCACCAACGAGAGUUUACAAUAACAUGAGUUACACUUCAGUGGAAAUCAGUUCUUCACUGGCCAAGAAACAAUUAGAAACUGUUGGAGAAGUUCGCAGUCACUUGGCAAAGUUUAGAGUAGAGUGUCGUGAUGCUGCUGACCAUAGUGGAUGGGGAGAUGUGGAUCAACAACCUUGCUGGGUAAUAAUGCUGGAGGUACUAGAUAAUCUUCCACAUGAUCUUAUCUAUUCAGAAAAUCAAAUUUCACCAUGGAUGGAAGUGUGGGUUGAGAAGCGACAUGACAGGCCUGGACCCUCUGAGUUGUACAAGCCACUACAAGAUCCACUAAUUACAAAGUGUAUGGAAAUCAUGGAUUUGGACACUCAGGGAGGCAGGGGAACCUCCCUAGCAAGAAAUAUUUGGGCCAAAGUUUUUCCCAAGCCUAGAAGGUGUUGGCUGCCAACUGGUUGCUUGAAACUUCUAGAAGUUUUACACGGAGCCCUACCAAAGAUGUCCUUGAUUGCUUCAGAUUUCAGUUACCUCCCUGAUGUGAAAAUACCCGGUGACAGAGCUCCAUUGGUGUCAACCAAGAAAGAUGGCUGCACUUCAGACUACAACAGUUACCUAAAUGCAAAGGGUGAUGCAGAUAUCUUUUUCCCAACAGAUUUUUGGCUAUUAGAACGUAUUGAUCAUUAUUGCUCUGGGUGGCUGAAACUGCAGAGAGAUAAAUCAUUAAAGCAAGGGAAAAAGAGGCGGACUAUUAUGCUUGAUACAUCUUCAUUCAUGGAGGAGUUUGGUCUGCCGUCAAAAACUAGAACCAAAGAUGGAUACAACCCUCUUCUGGACGACUUCAAGAACACUAAAUUUUACCUGAGUGUUCCUACACACAAUACCAAGUAGACAGCUGAUACAGUAGUAGUUUCUUAGUUUUUAUGCAAACUCCAUCUGGGAUAAAAGCAUGCAGCCUCACCAGAUUGCUCAAGCGGCUAGAUUAUUUGGAAGAGAGAGAUGGGAUGAAGAGUCAACACGAUUUGUGUGCCCCUUUUUAAUUAGGUUUCUUAUUUUGUAGAUUCGCACAUAAUACUACACAAGAAUUUUGGCUAAGCAUAUUAUGUUUUUUGUUUUUUUCCUUCUUUUCUUUGUAAAGGGUAUACACUACUUGCUCCUACCCAACUUGUUGUCUCACGUACCCAGGAGACUAGAAAUGAAUCUCCUUCAGUGUAUGUAUUUGAGGGACGAAAAUUGUUGAAGUUUCUGGGCUUAAAAGAAAUUAAUGUUACAUGGAAAAUGAUUAAUGUUU